Molecule: messenger RNA, 654 nt
Organism: Saccharomyces eubayanus
Lineage: Eukaryota; Fungi; Ascomycota; Saccharomycetes; Saccharomycetales; Saccharomycetaceae
Gene: VTI1
Product: v-SNARE protein VTI1
Exons: 1
Coding region: 1-654 (217 amino acids)
Biological process (GO): vesicle fusion with Golgi apparatus; macroautophagy; intra-Golgi vesicle-mediated transport
Cellular component (GO): ER to Golgi transport vesicle membrane; Golgi apparatus; late endosome membrane
Molecular function (GO): SNARE binding; SNAP receptor activity
Source: RefSeq, a predicted model, not a curated record
AUGAGCUCCUUAUUAACAUCUUAUGAAUCAGAUUUUAAAACAACACUAGAGCAAGCCAAAGCGGGCUUAUCAGAAGCGCCCUCGCAGCAGAUAUCUCAGAGGAAUUCCACUUUGAAGCAGGUGGAGCAACAACAAGAUGAACUAUUCGACUUGUUAGAUCAGAUGGAUGUGGAGGUAAACAACAGUAUAAGCGAUGCCUCGGAACGUGCUACGUAUAAGGCAAAAUUAAGAGAAUGGAAAAAGACAAUACAAAUUGAUAUCAAGAGGCCACUGCAGUCUCUUGUGGACUCAGGUGAUCGUGAUAGACUCUUCGGAGACCUUAAUACAUCUAAUCUUGACGAAGACCAAAGACAACAGCUGUUAAGCAACCAUGCGAUUUUACAAAAAUCCGGAGAUAAAUUAAAGGAUGCCAACAGGAUAGCAAAUGAAACUGAAGGAAUAGGGUCCCAAAUCAUGAUGGACCUGAGGUCACAGAGAGAGACCUUAGAAAACGCAAGGCAUACCCUGUUUCAAGCAGAUUCAUACGUCGAUAAGAGUAUAAAAACACUAAAAACAAUGACCAGAAGAUUGGUUGCUAAUAAAUUCAUAAGUUAUGCCAUUAUUGCUGUGCUAAUAUUAUUGAUCCUUUUGGUUUUGUUUUCAAAAUUUAAAUAA